UAAUGAUGUAGAUAUGUUAUCUAGCCAUACGAGAUUAAAUCCAGCUAAUAACACCAUACUAACACCUACAGGUAACAAUACUCUAAUGAACACUGAAACCCCAAGUCGUGGUUUAAAUUUGGACUCAGAAUCUAAGGAUGAUUUUGCAGCAUUAGCUAAAAGCGAUGUUUUGGACUUAUCAGCUAUUUUAGAAUCCAACCAUGUAAUACCUACUGAUUCAGAAUUAGUUUCCAUUCUGGAAGGAGAUAUGAAAACUGAAAAUGAUCUCAAUAGCCCUAUGAGAGGCAAUAAACAAGAUGAAGAUUGUAAAAUUAAUAUGGAUCUAUUAAGUUUUAUGUCAAGUGAUGACACAAAGUUAAUGGAUUCAGGAAAAUCAGCAGCAAGUAUUAAAUCAACCAGUUCAGGAGAUCUUACUGAUAGUCAGAAUCUUUUAGCACCUUUAUUAGCUUCACCAGGUGGAACAAAAUUUGAUCUAGUCAGUGAUCGCGAGCUGGAGAAUUUUGCUCAAACUGUAGGCCAGGAAGUAUUGAUAACAAACACUGCUCCUGUACCAGAAGAAGCAAUAGACAAUGAACAAUGUCGGUGGAAUCUGCUUAGACAUAUUUCAGAUUAUCAAGCAGAAUUAGAAAAACGAAUAGAUCAGUUUAAUAUCAAAUUAUCAGUUCUAUUAGCAAGUCCAGAAGCUCCUCCACCAGAUGCAUUAAAACUCGAUCAAGAUUGCACAAGACUCAUGAAAAUGAUGCAGAGGGAUUUAAGGACUCUAGGUGAUACAUGUUCUGUAAUAUCAACAGAAAGUAGAGAGUCUGAAAACAACAAGGUAUCACAAAGCCAAGAGCAAAAUUUUUUAAAUUGUUCUGUGGCUCCAACAGAUGUGAAAAGACUGUGGUAACCAAAUUAGAGUAUUCUAUAUUAUAAAGAGAUUGUUUAUUGUAUUAAUAAAAUGAUUCUAAG
Molecule: messenger RNA, 951 nt
Organism: Ctenocephalides felis (cat flea)
Lineage: Eukaryota; Metazoa; Arthropoda; Insecta; Siphonaptera; Pulicidae
Exons: 5
Coding region: 14-889 (291 amino acids)
Source: RefSeq, a predicted model, not a curated record